Messenger RNA from Mercenaria mercenaria, 974 nucleotides. RefSeq lists its product as uncharacterized. The record is from RefSeq and is a predicted model, not a curated record. Bases 222 to 962 code for a protein of 246 amino acids. The transcript is spliced from 6 exons. Lineage: Eukaryota; Metazoa; Mollusca; Bivalvia; Venerida; Veneridae.
UUACUAAAUUUUGAACGAUCCUCGCGUGAAGUUAUGUAGGUCGAUAGUCAAGGUGUACAAGCUGAUCGAUUGUCAACAAAAGAGUUUACUAUAAUACUAUGAUCACUGUAAUACCUUAAAAGGAUUUAAAUGUUUAAUAAUCGUAUAACGACGUUACAAACCCUCUCGGGAAUGAAAAGUAUUGAAUUUAUUGCAUUUACUUUCGGUUUCGUUUUUACAAAAUGGAAUUUGAUAGCAAGGUUUACUUAGUUAUUUUUGUCUUAUGUCGUAUCACGUGCACGAUAUCAGAGAAGGCAGUCACUGGCGACCAAACGUGUUCAAUUGACGGGGAAUGCACGGAGAAAACAGACAUGUAUUCACGCAUAGUUCCGACGGAGCUACCGGCGGAGACGCAGGAAGUUUUGCACACGAUCGCCACUCUGGAGAUGUACAGAGCUCAGAGAGAAGUUGCCAACUACCUGGAACUCGCGUAUCUACAGCUUGCUGACCACCCGGAACAAGCAAAAGAGGUCCGCCUCACGGCACACUCCGCUCGAACUCAGCACCUGAUGACGUCAGGGUUGAUGAAGAAGUUCACAGUAACAGCAGCCCAUAUUGUCAAUACGAUGAUACCCAUGAUCCUCGACGCUGUAGUUGAGCUCCAGAGUGCAGCAGUUGUAAAACAAAUUUUUGGUCAGAUCAUUAAAAUAGCAGAAGAAAUGAAAACGGAGACCGAGACUACUCAGCAACGCUAUAUGAAAAUUCAGACCGAAGUUCAGAAGAAUAUGGCCAGUGUUACCAGUAGGAAUAAGAAGGUAGUUAGCGAGAAGGAACGAAUCCGUGUAGAAAUGGAACGUGAAAAACAACUUGCUAAAGCGGCUAAACUGGCUCAGGAGGAACUGGAUGAAGAAAAACAGAAAAUGGAGGAAGAGCUGACGGUUCUAAAGUCAAACAGAGAUAAAUGGAUGGAACAAGCAGGUUAAGAUUUGUCACUC